This is a messenger RNA of Parnassius mnemosyne (clouded apollo), 2244 nucleotides long. The record is from the annotation of a GenBank genome assembly. Lineage: Eukaryota; Metazoa; Arthropoda; Insecta; Lepidoptera; Papilionidae.
AUGGAGUGUCAGCAAAGUGAUAGUAAACAAUUGUUCAAAGUAUUUGAUGCUUCAAAACGUAAGCGUACGAGAAAAAAGCGGGAUGUAGUGGACGACAACUCUUUAGCCACUGAUGACUCUAACAACGGUUCAAAAAUCAAUGGACUUCGUGCUUGUUCAGCAAAGGCAAGUUUGCAAAACACCACCACUGGCCCAGCUGACCUAACUGCAAACACAAACAGGGACCAUGAUAGCAGUCCAGCGAUGUCCAGGUCUCCUGUGGAAGUGCACCGAGCACCACGUUCGCCCCGGCGACACAGACGUGCGGCAGCGAGAGAUGGAAUAUCAUUAGCAUUAAAAGCAGGCCUGGUUUCUACACCUCGCUCGAUUUCUCCUUCCCAAGAAGAAGAAGCCGUUAUCGAAUCCGUGCCCCAGGAUCAGGAUUCUUUCAUUUAUCAAUUCUUAGAAGAGGCUAUAAAGAGAGAUAAAAGGAAACAGCGACAUUUGCGAAGGCAAGAGGAGCGAAGAGCGAGUCGUGAACGUGAAGCUUCUGCAACUCACGAGCAUCGCCACCACCAUCACCAUCGACGACCCCGCGAGGAAUCCGCGCCUCCUAGAGAUCGAGAUAAUCACUGCCCACGAACACAAGACCAUAUCACCGGUCCCGUAAUAGAUCAGACUGUUCUCAUAGAAACUUUUGCGAAAAUAUGUGCUCAAAUGAACAGCAAAGCUUCGCGAUAUAAAGAUAUCGAAGUCUCCAGAGCGCAUAGUCACAAGUCGUUGCAGUGCGAAGUAAUGCCAAGGCGGGAUUCUUAUGAUCCAGAUCGCUAUCCGUCUAAAGUCCAUAAUCAAAGGGAAAACACCUCACCAUCGAGAAUACGAAGUCAAGAGAAUUUUCGUAGUCCCGUGCGAGUUAGAGACAGUUGCACUGUACCAGAACGAAUUGAACACAAAAAUAGUACAGAGAAAUGUGUAUGUUGUUCCUCUCAAAACAGAAAUCACAAAUGUGAAAGUAAAUUGGAAGUGACAAAGUCUAGACCUCAUGUAAUCGACGAUAGAUAUCAUGCAUAUGCCCCAGAUGAUACACCAACUGGAAGUUGUAUUGACACCAGAUACGGCAUACGUAGACACGAACAAAGAGAAUUUAAAGAUUAUGUUGACAGAAGAGAACCUGUUAGAGAUAAAUACAUUGACGACAGAAGAAAAUGCUGUGAACAAAGAACCAGCAGAAGCUUUGAAAUCCAAAGGGAAUACGUCGAUGAUAUAAGACGAACGUCUAGAAGCGAUCCACAUAAAGAUAAACACUUCGAAGUACAAAGAAACAGACGUUAUGGCGAAAGAAAUAGAGACAGAUAUUAUGACGAGAAACUACUAGGGAUCGAACCUAGAGAUCGUACGUAUGGUUUAGCACAUAAAGAAAAAUCACGAAGAAACUUAGAGCAAUUCGAUCGAAAUUCAGUUGUUUCCAGGGAUGUCGAUGAUCGUGAUAGAUAUUCUGAAAAAGAAAGAGAUUCUGGUUUGAGUGGCCCAGACGGUGAAACAAGUACGAUGAGCGGUAGAAGUACUUACAUGAGAGUUGUUAAGCAAGAAAUUGCUGAACAACGGGAAGCGAUGGAUAAGAUGAUGAAGCUGUGGAAAGAACUAAUGCGAUGCUUCAAAGGAAUGUCGCAGACUCAGGGUCAAGAGAAGACCGUCCAGGACGCAGAGAAUGCCCGUGACUCGGCGGCAGCACAACUGCGACUCUGGCGCGAAUGUAUGCGACGUUACGAGACCGUGGCCAGGGAUGUCGGCGACACGGACGCCAGGCUCAUGGAGGAGAUCAAUAAGCAGCGUUCAGAAAUGGCCGAGAUGGCGACCAUGUGGCAGGAGUGUCUACAGCGGUACCGGGACAUGAGUAAUGAUUUCAACUCUCUCAAGAAACAGUUGGUGACUCCAGAAAGCCCUCAACGUGCGGCGCCGCCUCUAACUUGCGCUGAAGGAGAGAGUACUCUUCCCUCUGUACCGUACCGGCUCCCGCCUUAUCCACCAAUGCCGGCGGCGUGUCAGUAUGCGGCGGGCGCGGCGAGCGAGAGCGCGGCGCUGCAGGGGCGCGCGGCGCCGCCCGCCUGGUGGUGGGGCGCGAGCGCGCCGCGCCGCCGCUCCUCGCCGGACUCGCGCGCCUCGCCCGAUCGCCGCCCCCGCCGCAAGGACCGAGAAGAAUCUCGUUAUAAAGAAAAGUCGAAGCCAAACGCCGCGCGUUCCGAGCACAGGCACAGAAAAAGAUAA